AUGGACUCAGACGACUACUUUGACGACGACAUUGAUGCCUCUGUUCUGGCCGCCGUGGACGCUAUCGAGGCUGCUUAUACCGCUAAGGCUGCUGCGGCAGCCCGUCCUCCUGCACCCCAGACUGCCCACAAGGCCUCCUUCAAGCCUGCUUUUGCGCCGAAACUUGCGCCACCCCGAGGCAACAGCUUGGAACCUGUCCCAGCAUCCUUGACAAGUCCGCCGCGUAAAACGACGCCUCCAGACGUGAUUGAACUCGACGGCUCUAGUAGUGACUACGGUUUCGAUGACAUGCCUAUGGACGAAGCCGCCCUUGCAAGCAUAGAUAGAGCCGUCGAGAUUGGAUACGCCCGUUAUGGCGGUCCUCCCCCAAAUCAGCCUAUUGCAGGACCCUCUAGAGCCCGCGGUCUCGACCCCGUAUCUUCCAAGACUACACAAAUGAAUCUAUUUGGAGAAGUCGCUCGCGAAGGGGAACCUCCGAAGGCUGCAGCACCGAGCCAUAGGACGUUUGAGCGGACUCGGUCGAAGCUGCGGCAGAUGCCACUUCCAGGACAGACCAAGAAGUGGGACCGGACCGCAUAUGCGAAGUCGGGCUGGAGGAAACCCAAGCCAGACCCGGAGAAGGGGAAGGGGAAGGGCCGUGGCAUGGAUGACGAGGACGACGAAGAGCCGAUCGAGUUUGAGCAGUUUCCAGCUCCAGCAAUAUCCGUCGGUCCGACACCCACGAUAAAACUUGUCCCGGAUCGGUUAGCUGCGAAGUCCUGGAUAUAUCCCCUCAACAAGCCGAAGCGCGAGUAUCAGUACAACAUCGUGAAGAACUGUCUCCUCGAGAAUACUUUGGUUGCGCUUCCAACUGGUCUCGGGAAAACGUUCAUCGCCGGAGUUGUUAUGCUCAACUGGGUUACGGCCAAAUGGCGCAGCGGCAAACCAGAGGUGGUCCAGGAGAUCGUCGACGCCUUACACAUCAGCCACAUCGAAAUCCGCAGCGAGACUGACCCCGACCUCAAGAAGUACCUCCACACCAAGCACGAGCAAGAGCACUUCGUUCAGAUGACAGAAGACAUUUGUGUACUCCGAGAUGCACUCUCGGCUAUGAUGGUGCCUCUCAUCAAGAAGAUUCAGGGUGCUGGGUUCUUGAAGAACGGGAACACGCAACCCACGAUGCUGCACCCAUAUCGAUGCCAGUCGACACUUGGAGAGAUGACGAAAGCUCGUGCUCCUCAGUAUGCCAUAGGUGCCGUCGCUCAACUAGGUCCAUUAGCGAGAGCAAUGGGAUAUUUGAUGGAAAUGAGCAUCAACAUGUGUUACGGCUUCCUGAAGGGCAUCGCCGAGGGUGCCGACGACAGCAGUGGGAAGAAAGCCAUCCGGAAGUCCGACGCCCUCAAGAGCCUCAUGGCCAAGUUUGAAGAACAAGCCGCCCGUGGCUUCUCGAUGCACCCGAAGAUGGAUGUCUUGCGCACCCUGCUGAUUGAUCACUUCAAUCAGUCAUCACCUGACGACGCCGAUGGAGGUGCGCGAGCCAGCGAAUCUCGCGCGAUGGUGUUUGUGUCCUUUCGUGAGUGCGUCGAGGAAAUCGUUGAGCUCCUGAACAAGGAGUCUCCGAUCAUCCGAGCCAAGCCGUUCAUCGGACAAGGGAAGGACAAGCAGGGCAAGAAGGGGUACGCCCAGAAGGAGCAACUCGAGGUCAUCGAGCAGUUCAAGGCCGGCAAAUACAAUGUCCUUGUCUCAACUUCAAUCGGCGAGGAAGGUCUCGACAUCGGCGAAGUCGACCUCAUCGUUUGUUACGAUGCACAGAAGACACCUAUUCGCAUGUUACAACGUAUCGGACGAACGGGCCGUAAGGCGUCCGGCACGGUGCACAUCCUCCUCGCGCAAGGUCGAGAAGAGCAGAAUUGGCAAAAGGCGCAGUCUAGCUACGCCAAUGUCCAGCACUUCAUCGUACGCGCGUCAGACCUCAAGGUCUAUGGGGACGUCGACCGACUCCUUCCCCCCGACAUUGAGCCCGAAUGCAGGGAGAUGGAGAUGGAGAUUGAGCCAUACAUCCGCGAGGAGCGCCCGUCCCGCAAGGGCUCCAAUGCGACCGGUCUCGACAUCGGCGAAGUCGACCUCAUCGUUUGUUACGAUGCACAGAAGACACCUAUUCGCAUGUUACAACGUAUCGGACGAACGGGCCGUAAGGCGUCCGGCACGGUGCACAUCCUCCUCGCGCAAGGUCGAGAAGAGCAGAAUUGGCAAAAGGCGCAGUCUAGCUACGCCAAUGUCCAGCACUUCAUCGUACGCGCGUCAGACCUCAAGGUCUAUGGGGACGUCGACCGACUCCUUCCCCCCGACAUUGAGCCCGAAUGCAGGGAGAUGGAGAUGGAGAUUGAGCCAUACAUCCGCGAGGAGCGCCCGUCCCGCAAGGGCUCCAAUGCGACCGGUUCGCCAAAGGGCCCGAAGCGGAAGCGCAACGAUGACCCUAUGCAUAACAUUCCGACGGCGGCGGCGAAGGGCUUCGUUGGCGUGGCCGAGCUGCUCACAAAGGGAAGUGCCACCCGCAAGAAGGCAACCCAGAAGCCGGGCAGGGUGGAUUGGGAGCAUGCGGACGAGGAUGACUCUGAUGAUGAGGAUAUCGAGGCCGGUCUCUUCGCGCAGCCUCGGAGGGUGAAGUCGACGUCUGCCGCGGACUCGUCUAAGGGCAAAAUGAAGAAAGGCCUUGCUCGGAGUGCGACGGCGGCAGGGCCUAGGAAGAAACCACCAGGGCCGAAGAAGAGCGCGAAGCAGACGACGCUGACACAGUUGGAUCUCGUCUCCAGUGACGACACGGACGAUGAGGCGAUCGACUCCGCAGCACCUGGUCCUUCACAACCGAUGGCCCCCGCUGGUUCAUUUUCCGAUGAGCCUCUCUUCCUGUCGUCUCCUGAGCGUGAGAUGUCACCGCUCAGACUACCGUCUGAUGACUACGAGGUUGAAUUCGUAGACGAGCCCCAUCCGAAACCAUCUACACGUCCAUCAGCCAACAACUCCGUCUCAUCCCCGAGAAGGUCGAUAACGACUCGCAAGUCGGACAUGGGGCCUCCCGCGCUGGCGUCCAACCUUGUACCUACCUCUCCAUCACUAUCCGACGACUUGCCACCCGAGCCGUCUUUCGCUGUCAGACCUCUGGGCAAGCAAGCACGCAGAGGAGUGACAGGAGACGUUCUUGACCUAGCAUCCUCUCCUCUUGCGCCUCCUCCGCUAUCCCAACGUCGCUUGAAAUAUGAGUGUCCCAAGUCACCCACCCCUCCGCCCGCUCAGCCGCCCAGGAAGAAGCGCAAAUUCAAAGACACUGCAGAAGCGUGGCGACACAACCCCUGGAUCGACGUUGAGGCAACCCACUCGGGCGACGAAAUGAGCGUCGGGUCCUCACAGCCCGACCUCGACUAUAUCGUCCCUGACAGCGACGAUCACGCGUUCCUAGAGGAGCCAGCAGAAACGCAAGCGUCCCCGUCUUACGACCAAAGCGCCAUCUACCGUCGGAGCCUCAUGACGCAGGCUCCGGGAGGUGGCGGGCCCGUUUUUGCGAACAGACCCGCUAGACCCGGCCAGGCGGCGCUGAGACUAGAUCGCGGUGGGACGUCGAGAUAUCGGCGCGCAGUGACUCCGCCGUUACGAGGCGAUGAGGACGAAUACGAGCGUGACAGCUUCGUAGUCGACGAUGAUGCAGAGAUUGCCUACGCGCAGGCACCUUCGAGCGAUUUGUGA
Molecule: messenger RNA, 3720 nt
Organism: Dichomitus squalens LYAD-421 SS1
Lineage: Eukaryota; Fungi; Basidiomycota; Agaricomycetes; Polyporales; Polyporaceae
Product: P-loop containing nucleoside triphosphate hydrolase protein
Exons: 11
Coding region: 1-3720 (1239 amino acids)
Biological process (GO): DNA repair
Molecular function (GO): 3'-5' DNA helicase activity
Source: RefSeq, a predicted model, not a curated record